Molecule: messenger RNA, 942 nt
Organism: Parastagonospora nodorum SN15
Lineage: Eukaryota; Fungi; Ascomycota; Dothideomycetes; Pleosporales; Phaeosphaeriaceae
Exons: 2
Coding region: 1-942 (313 amino acids)
Source: RefSeq, a predicted model, not a curated record
AUGGGCCGCUUCGAUACUCUCAACGCUGACACCCAGGAUCUGGUCAACUGCCUUCUUCCGGCACUGGCAUCUUCCUUCCACAUCUCCGAUGCUGUCGACAUCAUUCCAGAGGAUAUCCGCAUGCGCGCUUGGGACUGUGAGCGGCGUGAUCACAUCAAGGAUGAGACUGAGAACGACCCGCGCAACUGGGGCGUCCAGUUCCUCAAGGACCUAAUGGCCAUCUCCCGCAUCAAGAAGGGCGAUCUCAACCUCUUCCAACAAGACCUACGAGCGAAGGUGGCCAAGCAUGAGGAGAAGCAUCCGUGGUGCCGUCUGAGCGACAUCAAGGAGCUGAAGGAUGAGUAUGAGCACCCGAACCGCAAGAAGCCGGUUCCCCAGGAGGAGUCUGGUUCGUCAUCUACCGAUUCGUACCUGGAGGAGCUCCACGAGCCUGAGCUCCCUUCAGGUAUGAAGCGUGGUCGGCACGAGAUCUACGAGGCUCGCGUGCAGCCAAAGCGCCGCAAGGUAAACCGCCUCCGCCGCUCCGACGAUGGAGGCUUCGAGCGCAAGGACAAGGCCAAGGCACGCAAGUCUGGCUUCUCCAUGGAGCGCGACAGCCCUGUCGAUAGCCCAGCCCGCAGCCGCCCUGCCCUUCGUCGUCCCAGCAGAAUCAUCGAUUCUGACGGCGAGGAGGAUGCCCGCGACUCGCCCUAUGGCAAGCCCUCCCGCACAAAGGCGCAGACGCCUUCGGCCUACUCCAUGUCUCCCGCUCCUGCUCGACUCUCUUCCGUCAUCGCCGAGCCCAUCGACACUUCUGAUCAGCCCCUUGCUGUCCAGAAGAUGGAGGCUGAGCUGGAGGUUGCUGAGGCCGAGCUCAAGGCUGCUCGUCUCAAGUUCGCGUACUGCAAGGCCAAGGAGGAGGCGGAGGAAGAGGCCAGAAAGCGCCAGUCUGCCUUGAAAUAG